GGCAAAAGCCCGCCUUUUAAAACACCAACCAAUCACAGAGCAGCUCGCUGUGGCCAUGCUGUGUCGUGUAUUGUGAGGCUGAAGAGAAACGAGUGUGAUGUUGUGUGCCUGUGUUUUGUAGUUUCUGGGAAAGCAAAAGAGUUACCCCUCCAAUCGUGUCUCUGCACAUGCCACAUGCAAAGGGGAGGCAUUCUUCUUUAGGUCUGCAUCCUACUGGACAACACUGAGGGUAUGACAGCAGCCAACAAUGGAGGAGCAUGAGGAUUUCUCUCUGUGUGGUAAAGCAGCUGUAACUGAAGCUAAUCUGAGAGAUGAGUACUAUUGGAAGCUUGUCGCAGACUUCGUCGGUGCUCAAUCUGGAGAAGGAUUAGAGCUUGAAACAGGACUAUGCAAGAACAGAGUUUUAAUUCAAGUGGGACUGUUGAGGGAGGACAAUAACUUUCCCUGGAUUGUCAUUGUAAACUGGCUAAAGAAAAUAAUCCCCCGUCAUCAGUCAGCUGACUUCCAUCGUCUGAUUGAGAGAGGCAUCGCGACAACGUUGAGUCUUGGGAGCAAUGCAAGGCUCACCUUCCUGGAAUCAAAUGUGAACUUUAACUUCGUGGGCCCGAUAUGUGAUAGCAUUGGAGUUGAACGAAAACAUCUUUUAGAGAUGAGAGAUUUUUCAGAGCGAGCGCAGUUAUUUGAAGUUACAAAUGGAUUGAUUCUGGAAUUGAGCAACUUUGUAGCCAGGGAGAAACUUGCGCCCAUCGUAAUAGUUUCUUGGCUUAAAAACUUUGAGCCCGAGUUUGUUAAGAAAGGGAAUAUUCAAGGUGCAUAUGCGCUCCUUAAAGGCAGGAUCAAAAAGUUAAGACACCACUGCCGCAGCUAUGGAACAAGAAGUCACAGGAGGAAUGCUGCAAUUGAAAAUCUCCUUCAGAGUCCUUUUGAACUCGUGCGGAAGAAAACACCUAAAUUACUUGUGAAAAAGCGAAUGAGAAGAGACCACAGCAUGGGCAAACUCGAGAUUAAGGUGGAAAGUGAGGACGAAGAAAUAAUGCAGGAAGACGGCUCAGCGUUUCAGAAGUUAACACUGAAAGAAGACUUCUCUGAAAGUGGGGGAAGUGAUGAAGACGACGAUGCAACCGAGAGUGAAGAGGAACCAUCAGAUAAUCUUGUGAGCCUGCUUGAUAUCACAAUGCUGAACAUCCCACAUCUGUCAGAUCCGCACGAAGGGAAAACUCCAGAAUGCAAGAAAUUGACCCAUGACCUCCUCAAAAACCUCUGCACUGUGGCGUACAAGGAACAACCAGCGGUGGCUCAAUUUUAUAAAACUCUCGCCUCUGUCAGUGAGGAAAUUACACUUGCCUCACCUGUAGUGUUUAUAAACAGUAACGCACAUUUCCUCGUUGAUUUGUACGAUACAGUCGAACAGCAGAUUAUAAACUUCGAAAAGGAGAUUAUUUUAUCCACGGGUGAUAAACUCGGUCGAGACAAGCUUCCAAAAUUCAGAAACUUUAUAAAUAUGUCCGAAAGUGCGACGUCACGAUACAUUCACAUGGCUUGUGACAUCUUGAGUCCUCGCUCACCUGAUACGCACAACUAUAGAAGACAUUGGACAGCUUUCUGUGAGGAAAAGAGCAAUCCCUCCAGACUUUCAAUGAACCAGUCAAACCAGUUCAUCAACUACUUUGAGGCAGCAGCAGGUCUGAUUCACCACCACAAAGAGAUCGCCCUCUUCUUCUCUGACCUGCUGUCAUUGGAAGACGACAAAUGUCCCAACGUUGUCCUGGAGAGCCUCGCAGCUGACGCGAAUGACUCUGUGAUACAGAGCCUUGUGUGCGCUCUGGCAAUCGUUCACUGCAAAAUCGUCGGUCCUUACUGGCAGCUCCUGAAAAGCAGAGGGAAGUACUCGCAGUUCAACCAGUACAUACUCUGGCUCUACCAAAAGUUCCUCAACUGGUCCAAAGACCCUGCCACAGUGCUGGAACCCGAAGAGACCACAGAUGUUUUCCAGCAGUUCCCACAGCAGGAGAAAACCUUCGAUGGAGUGUUUUAUUACUGCGGUCAGUGGCACACAAACAGGGACAUGAUCAGAGCGUGCCUGAAGAGGUUAGUGAAGGCGAUCGCUGCGGUCACUGAGGAACACCUGAAGGCUUUCCUGCCAGGAGGAUCAUUCGCUGAGGUCCCCUCUCCAGAGUUGAGCUUAAAACUUGGAGGUUGCACAUUCUUCGUUUUGACGGCGGAGUAUUCCUCCAGUCAAUACAGCCCUCGCAAGAGACAGAAAACAGACAAGUCCUCCAAACACUCCAGAAGCAAGAACUUGCCCUCAGGUAGCUCGCAGGAAGAUAACGACGGAUCUAAUUUAUCCGACUACAGCGACAAUGAAGCUUCAAAUUGGCAAGCCAGAAAGAAAAGUGAAAAAACAAUUAAAAAGGAAGAGAGGGUUGAGGAAAACAUGGAUAGGGACUACAUCAUGGCUACAGUCACCAGUAAUGGAGGACCAUGCAAGACGCAGUCAGAUCUUGAGAAAAUGCUGCUUCGCUUUGACGGAAAAUCCCGCGCAGAGAAACGUGAAGCAAUCCGCUGCGAGGUGCUGUACCAGAAAAUGAUCCUGGACAACCCAGACCCUAACCUGGAUUGUUUCACUGAAAACAGCACAAACAUGGCAAUGAAGCUGAAGAUGGUACUCCCACGCGUGAAACCGGGGUACUCGCUCGUUUUGGCGCCUAAAAGGACGAAAGCAAAGCCUGUGCUCCAAGACAUGGCGGAGACUGCGAUGGAUCAGAGUGAAAGCGGCCACAUGUAAAAGCUAGAAGUGCACCAUUGAUGGAGUGAUUCUGAGAAAAGAGAAUAAAUGACAAUUACAGAGGAGGAAGUUCGGUUGACAUGUGACUUCAUCAUGUGUUUCUAUGCAGAAAUACACACUAUGACCCAGAUACCUCACAAAUACUCAAUGUGUCAUUCUCUUUAUGCCACAUAAUCAGUGCCUACACAUUUAUAUCCUUGGCUCGUAUUUUUCUGAUAUGACAGAACUCUCUUUAUUGCAUCAUAUUGUAUUGUAAUUUCUACUUUCUAGAGUGUUAACUUUUUUUUUUUUACUGUUGAGCUCAUGAAAUUGUAAAUAACCACUUCUGGCUUAAGGUGAUAACACAGACAAAAUAAACAUCUUUCUUCAUA
This is a messenger RNA of Notolabrus celidotus (New Zealand spotty), 3156 nucleotides long. RefSeq lists its product as uncharacterized. NCBI's taxonomy places the organism in Eukaryota, Metazoa, Chordata, Actinopteri, Labriformes, Labridae. The transcript has 4 exons. Bases 248 to 2785 code for a protein of 845 amino acids. Gene Ontology annotation, molecular function: 3'-5'-RNA exonuclease activity. The record is from RefSeq and is a predicted model, not a curated record.